This is a messenger RNA of Oryzias latipes (Japanese medaka), 1070 nucleotides long. RefSeq names its product uracil phosphoribosyltransferase (FUR1) homolog (S. cerevisiae) (gene uprt). The record is from RefSeq and is a predicted model, not a curated record. NCBI's taxonomy places the organism in Eukaryota, Metazoa, Chordata, Actinopteri, Beloniformes, Adrianichthyidae.
UAUAUGUGUAUCUGUUUUCAAUUAGAGCUAUUUGAAUCGCAACGCGUUACAUUUAAGCGAGUGGAAAAGCACGUUGACAACGUGGUGGACUCGGGUGAGACAAGCUAACCAACUUUAGCUCCAGGAGCCCUCUGAUCUUGUCAUAGGAUGCCAUGCCACAAUCAGCAGCUGAACAAUGUCAGCAGUGGUGGCCAGGAGCAUCACAUGAAGCAAGUUCGGUUCGCAAACAGCAGCAGCAAUACGCCUGCAGUGCUGAACAACUCUGAACCGAGUGGAACACAGCCAGCUAUUGUUGGCCAAGAAGAACAAGAAGAAAAUCUGGGACCUCAGCUGAAACUUCUUCCUCUGAACGACCAGAUCCGGGAAUUACAGACAAUAAUCAGAGACAAGACAACCAGCAGAGGGGAUUUUGUUUUCUGUGCAGACCGACUGAUUCGACUUGUUGUAGAAGAAGGCUUGAAUCAACUUCCAUACUCUGAGUGUACUGUAACAACACCCACAGGUUACAAGUAUGAUGGUGUCAAGUUUGAAAGAGGAAACUGUGGAGUCAGCAUCAUGAGGAGCGGUGAGGCCAUGGAGCAGGGUCUGAGGGACUGCUGCCGCUCCAUCCGCAUCGGCAAGAUCCUCAUCCAGAGCGACGAGGAGACGCAGAAAGCAAAAGUCUACUACGCCAAGUUUCCUCCAGACGUGUACAGACGAAAGGUGCUGCUCAUGUACCCCAUCCUCAGUACGGGCAACACUGUGAUUGAGGCGGUGAGGGUGCUGAUAGAGCACGGAGUCCAGCCCAAGCAUAUAAUCCUCCUCAGCCUUUUCUCCACACCUCAUGGAGCCAAAUCUAUAAUCCAGGAGUUCCCAGAUAUCACCAUCCUGACCACCGAGGUUCACCCAGUGGCUCCAACACAUUUCGGUCAGAGGUAUUUCGGCACAGAUUGAACUGAAGACAAUCUGAAGAACAAGAUCAAGUAUUUUUAUGGGAUAUUUUGCCUAGAAACCCAUUCUCCUUCAAAAGCCAAAUUAACGAAGUUAAUUAAUAAAAUUUCCAAACUCAUGCAAAUUGAGUCAUCUAAUUA